AUGCAUUUGCUGCUGCUUCACAUCCUGCUGAUUUCAUGGCUGCAAACAGCAGAGCAAUGUAGUGAUGUGCAUGGAAAAAAGAGGAUUUCACAUCUACCUCAGGAGUUGCUAAUGAAAUAUCUAACAGAUGAAGGAACUCUAGCAGAGCCUGAUCUUUUUGUGACAGACCUCAUGGCAAAAACAGCACGCAAGGAUCAAGAUGAACCAGAAGAGUCCAGGUAUAUUUUCCCACAUGUAGUUAGCCAUACAGCUCAAGGUUUGGGAAGACAGGCUCCUGCAAAUCCAUCCCCAUACCCGGAGGGCCCUCGAUUUCUUUUUCCGCAUCCUCACAGCAAGAGAGAGACGGACCUGUUCUUGCGAAAAGAUGCCAAGAAGUUCUGGAAUCUAUUCAUGCUGAAAACCAAGUCAAGGUCUGAAGAGACUGUCCUUCCAAUCAAGACCAAUGAAAUGUACCAGGACAUUUGCAACACUCUUCCUUUUUCACAGAGCAUUGAGCAUGAGAACUGUGAGAAAGUGGUGGUGCAAAACAAUCUAUGUUUUGGGAAAUGCAGUUCUUUCCAUGUUCCUGGACUGGAAGAUCGCCUUUACACCUUCUGUUCCCACUGCUUGCCUACCAAGUUUUUCAUGAAACAUUUAGAGAUGAAUUGCACCCGGACUGCUCCUGUAAUCAAGGUGGUUAUGAUUGUAGAAGAAUGUAAAUGUGAAGUUCAGAAAGUAAAAGCUUCUGAAAUAGGAUUUCUAUAUUCAGAUCUGUAUGCAAAUAUGUAUGAACAUAGCUGA
Messenger RNA from Pogona vitticeps (central bearded dragon), 780 nucleotides. It is a transcript of the gene CER1, whose product is annotated as cerberus 1, DAN family BMP antagonist. NCBI's taxonomy places the organism in Eukaryota, Metazoa, Chordata, Lepidosauria, Squamata, Agamidae. The record is from RefSeq and is a predicted model, not a curated record.